Pelagomonas calceolata is the source of this 1910-nucleotide messenger RNA. The record is from the annotation of a GenBank genome assembly. Lineage: Eukaryota; Pelagophyceae; Pelagomonadales; Pelagomonadaceae.
CGGCGUGCUCGGCGUGGAACUCGUCGGGCGGGCCCCGGUACAGGAUGUAGUCGGCGCCGAACUGAAAACCCGGCUUCACGACCCAGCCUUUGUUUCGGUAGAACUCGUAGACCAAUGAUAAUCGAGCGAAGGCCUCGUCGCCCUCGUAGCGCUGUCUCAGUUCCUCGUAUGAGACCUCUCGUUCAUCGUCGUAGACCGUCAACAGAUUUCUUUCCGUCAAGUACAGCGUCUCCUCUGGAGAUAACACAAGUUCGGCCCAGUGCCGCUGCGCCUCGGCGCCGCCCACGCCCCGUACUCGUCCAAAGCACCGUCCCUGGCCGUGCAAGGCUAAAAUUUCGCCGCGGUCUCGCGUCAUGCACGACGCCCCGUCGCCAAUCAAGUACGCGGUCGGGUGCUCGGCGAGCGGCGGUACCGGUGAUUCGGGGCGCGGCGUCGCCGCGGGCGCCGGUGCGGGCGUGUCCUCUUCUUCUUCUUGGGGCUGGCUUUGCGAUGCACCCAUGGUGUCGCGGCGACGGCCUUUGGAGGUGCGGUUCCCCGGCGCGGCCUGCCACGACAGUUGGCGGACGUGUGUAGGGCGUGAAGAGGUACUGCGCGCAGCAGUGGCACUCUCCCAGCGGUUGGUUUACGCGUUUACGGGCACGUUCAAUCGCUUUGUGAGAGCUGCUAGUGCCUUACAGGACGCUAGCCCUUAGUUUCCAAAAAUUGCCGCGCGUCGUCUUUCACGCAUAGUCGUGGGCUCUAGCUGUCUCUCGCGUAUUCAAAAAGUCAUUUGGACACGCAAAGCGCUAGUACGAGUUGCCUCCGAGGCCGCCGACGCGCCGGCACCAGCAUAAGCACCCAAAGCAGCACACCUCUUGCCAGACGCGCGCCGCACCAGCAUAGGCACAAGCAGCACAAUGUCCCUCCGCUUCGCCACGCGCCUCGCCAGCAAGCUCACGGCCGAGCGCACGCCCGCGAACUCGUUACGAGCGGCCCUCUGGUCGGCGGCCGCGGGCCUCGCGUUAUUGAUAAGCGCGUCCGUCGUAAAAACGCUCAAACGAAUCACGGACGACCACCACGACCCCGUCAAGGGCGACGGCCGAGCGCACCCGUUGUUUCGAGAAUAUGUAACGAACGCACAAGGCUUGAGGCUCUUCACGCGGGCGUGGCGAGCACAAAAACCGAAAGCUCUCGUAUUGAUAGUGCACGGCUUCGCGGAGCAUUCGGGACGGUAUACGGCGCUCGCGGAGGCUCUACGAAGUGCGGGGUAUGACGUCGGUGCCUUAGAUCUGCAGGGUCAUGGGAGAAGCGAGGGCACGCGCGUGCAUGUGAGACGGUUCUCGGAUUACGUCGCUGAUGUCGAGGUCGCGGCUAGAUAUCUCAAACGAAAACCUGAACAAAAAUUGAUCUUGCUGGGGCAUUCGAUGGGCGGUUUAGUGUCCAUACACGCGGCGGCAUCCAAUCAACUUACUGGUGUGAUUCUGUCGGCGCCGGCAGUGGAGCCGGACCCGGAGUUGGCCACGCCCCUGCUCAAGGCCGCGUGCCGUAUUUUGGGUAGGUUCCUGCCCAAGGCUCCCAUCGAAGAAAUAAAAGCAGCAGCUUUAUCAAGAGACCUCGCCGUCGUAGACAUGUACGAGAAUGAUCCUCUCGUCUUCCACGGCCACUGCUUGGCGCGGUGGGGCGCGGAGAUGCUGAACGCGAUGGACGCGUCGAUGGGCAAGGCGUCAAAGGCGACGGCGCCGUUAUUGGCCAUCCACGGGUCCGAGGACCGCGUCGUGGGCAUCGAGGGGACCCGCUCGGUCCUGGCGACCUGGGGCGGUCCUACUGCUGUCGAAAUUGUGGAGGGGGCGUACCACGAGACGUUCAACGAAUUGGAGCGGGAGGCGCUCUACGCGCGGGUUUCAAAAUGGCUCGACGGCGUCGUGUCGUGA